AUGGUCGGCGGUCGCGACAAAGGUAGAACAACACGAAACGAAAUAAUACAAGUGACGUUGAGUCUUCUUCUGCUUGUGUAUUGUAUCCCAGAAAGCAAGUGCGACUAUGUUAAUAAUUUUGGUAGCAGCGACCAGAUGCCAUGGCUAUUUGAUGAACAGAUGCCCGUUGUCGACGAAGUAUAUGGAGGACUACUCCCCACGACGUUAGAGCCGUACCAUUACAAGGUGUGGCUUCAACCGUAUCUCACGGAAGCAAAAGACGGCGACAAGUUCUUAGAUCUAGACGGUAAAGUCGAUAUGUAUUUUUAUUGUCUAGAGGAUACCUUCAACAUUACAUUUCACAUCAAUCAGAUGACGAUUUCAAAAUACGAACUUUAUGACAUCAGUGGUGAAGUGGAAAAACUCCUUCCGACAGCCGGUAACGCUAGCAACACUGAGUGGGAUUGGUACACAGUAACCUCGAUGGGUUCCCUUCAAGCUGGAAUCAAUUAUCGCUUAUAUAUAGAAUAUGUCGCCACCUUGGAUCAUCCUAACAAUGGUUUCUACUAUGGUACAUAUGUAGAAAACUCUAUUAUUAAAGAAUUUGUUGGCACUCAGUUUGAAUCAACCGACGCCCGAAAAGCAUUCCCUUGCUUUGAUGAGCCAGCUUAUAAGGCAACAUUCGACACCGCGUUGGUGUACAGACCGGAAUACGUGGCACUGGCUAACACAGAAUCUAUUUUAAAUGACACCUACUAUGAUCCGAACACCGAUGAAGUGUGGAGUGUUACCUACUUUGCUACAACCGUCAAAAUGUCCACUUAUCUGAACGCCUACACUGUUGGUGACUGGGCAUGUGUAGAAAAUACUUCACGUAAUGGGAUUAAGUUCCGUGUAUGGUGCCAGCCCUCAUUGCUUUAUCAGGCGGAAUACGCAUUGAACGUGGGAAUGACACAACUUAGCAAUUUUGAAGAUCUUUGGAAUAUUCCAUAUCCUAUGACGAAAAUGGAUAUGUCUGCAUUACCAGUAUUUUCAGCUGGUGCAAUGGAAAACUGGGGUUUGGUCUUUUACCAGGAAGGAGGUUUACUAUACAGUCUUGAAGCAGGGCACACACCAUCCCAAAGGAAGGGCGUGGCACAACUAAUUGCCCAUGAACUCAUUCACCAGUGGUUUGGUAAUUGGGUCACAAUGGAGUGGUGGAGUCAUCUGUGGCUGAAUGAAGGAUUUGCCACUUAUUUUGAAUACUUAGGCACACAGUGGGUGGAACCUGGCUUCGAAAUGUACGAGCAAUUCUUUCAGAGGGAACCGCAAUAUAGCACAUUUGCAAGAGACCAACAGGGUGAUUCUCAUCCAGUGAUAAAGGACGUUGGGACUGGUAGUAUGUUUAAUACUAUUACAUAUAACAAGGGAGGAUCCGUAAUCAAGAUAAUGGAUGGAUUCCUGGGAGUUGAUCUGUUGUUUGAAGGUUUCCGUGUUUACCUAAAUCGAUUCGCCUACGACAACGCCCUCUCUGAUGAUUUGUGGGCAGUCCUAACGGAGGUAGUAGAACUUGAUAUGGGAGGAAACAUGAAAGAUAUUUUCGGAUAUAAUAUGAAAGAACUUAUGGAUCCAUGGACUUUACAAAUGGGAUUCCCCGUUGUGAAUCUCACUCGAACAUCGACCACUGCUAUACAAGCCGAUCAAGGACACUUCUUGUUAGACCCACACGAUGUAGUUGAGGAUGAAGAAUAUGGGAAUAUGGGGUAUGUAUGGCAUGUUCCAUUAACUUUCACUCAUCAAGGGGAACAAUCGUUUCACAAUCCAAAUACAGAAUGGCUUCACCUGACUUCCGCGGUGCUGACAUUGGAUGGCGCCACAGAUAAUGAUUGGUAUAUUGCUAAUAUCAACCAGACUGCUCUGAUACGGGUUAACUAUGAUUUAGACAAUUGGGGAAAACUCGCGCAACAAUUAUUAGUCGACUAUAAGGCUAUCCCACCGAGAAAUCGAGCACACCUCAUACAUGACGCCCUCGUUCUAGGCCAAGCUCAGCAAUUGGAUCACGUUGUAGCCAUGGAGACCAUUCAGUAUUUGUUCUAUGAGACUGACUAUAUUCCAUGGCAUGCAUAUGAAGAUGAGCAAUUGUACACAAUGUAUAUGUUAUGGAGAACGUCUACUUAUGGAAUGUAUCAGAAUUACAUUAGUGAUUUAGUGAGCCCAAACUAUGCUUCACUGGGAUGGGAUUUUGACUACACGGAAGACGUUGAUUAUUAUCGACGUUUAGAUACCCUGAGGAUAGCAUGUGAUUAUAAUCACGUAGACUGCGUUGCCAAUGCCACAAAUCAGUACUCUGCAUGGAUGGCUGACCCAGACAACAACAAAAUUGAAGUGAACAUGCGCAGUACCGUCUACUGUACAGCCAUUCGUGCUGGUGGAGAAACCGAGUGGAACUUUGCUUAUAACCGACAGAAAACAGACUUAGAAGAACGAAGCAGAUUACGUUCAGCCAUGGCCUGUACACAGCUAGAUUAUUUACUUCUAGGGUACAUGGAGGAGUCUCUAGCAGGUAUAGAGUUCAAUGCACGAACUACAAUUGGAUAUGUACGAGAGAAUUCGGCGUUGGGAUUUAGCAUAUCAUGGACUUUUACGGUUGAAAACUUUGUAGCGUUAGAAGGAUUAUAUGGCAACACCGCGUACAAUAUAGUAUGGGCAUUUGCAGAUAUAAUGAACACUAACAAAGAUCUGUUGGAGUUGAAUGCCUUUUGGGAUCUAUAUAACAAUAUUCCAGAUGUCAACGAUUUCAACGAUGCUGUUAAACGAGUAGAACUAAAUAUAGGCUGGAUGAAUAGAAAUGAGGCCGACAUCGAUGCAUUCCUGGGAUUAUUAUAA
Saccoglossus kowalevskii is the source of this 2844-nucleotide messenger RNA. Its product is annotated as putative aminopeptidase-2. NCBI's taxonomy places the organism in Eukaryota, Metazoa, Hemichordata, Enteropneusta, Harrimaniidae. The record is from RefSeq and is a predicted model, not a curated record. Gene Ontology annotation, cellular component: cytoplasm; membrane. Gene Ontology annotation, biological process: proteolysis; peptide catabolic process. Gene Ontology annotation, molecular function: peptide binding; metalloaminopeptidase activity; zinc ion binding.